This is a messenger RNA of Blepharisma stoltei, 693 nucleotides long. The record is from the annotation of a GenBank genome assembly. Lineage: Eukaryota; Ciliophora; Heterotrichea; Heterotrichida; Blepharismidae.
AUGUCUGUUUAUAGUGGUUUCAGCACAAGAUUACAAGAAACUUCAUAUGGGAGGCUGUGCGAAAUGCUGAUCACCACUUUAUCAAAUUGUGUUCUCUAUAUGCUCAAAGGUGAAAAAAUAGACGAAGAAAUCCUCUCAAGAAAUUUGAUCAAAACAUACCAAAGGAUGGCUAAACUCGAAGCAAACAAGCAUCUUCCCCCAAAGUUUUCUACUUGCUGCAGUGACCUAAUUAAUUACUGUGCUUCUUCUCAUCCUUUAUCACGAAGCAGUUCAACAGAUUCUUCAUAUUCAUUAGACAGAUCUGAGUAUUCUUACAGUCUCCCUUCUCCAAAAUCAAGUGAGCCUUCUAUUUCUACAUGAAAAGACAACAAAUCAAAACUCUCAUAUCAACUAGAUUUAAUUGAAGAAGAGCCAGGCACUUCGAGAAAAUUUAAAAGGAAAUAUCGUGUAAGAACUGAAAGAAAGCCAAUAAGAGACGUAAAUUUUAAGCCUUACGAAUAUACCUCAAGAUCUCCAAGUAAAACUCCAAUCCCUAAAACUACAAAUUCAUAUUAUGAUAAAGUGAUUGGGAAAUAUUUAAAAAUGACUGAAAAAUAUUCCACGAAAAGUGAAAGAAGCACAUCGGUUGGAAGAUAUAAAGCCUCUGAUGAGUUAUUCAGAUUAAACGAUGGGAUAUUUUUUAGAGUCCCAUAA